Mytilus californianus (California mussel) is the source of this 5201-nucleotide messenger RNA. RefSeq lists its product as uncharacterized. NCBI's taxonomy places the organism in Eukaryota, Metazoa, Mollusca, Bivalvia, Mytilida, Mytilidae. The coding region runs from base 465 to 2459 and encodes 664 amino acids. Gene Ontology annotation, molecular function: metal ion binding. The record is from RefSeq and is a predicted model, not a curated record. The transcript is spliced from 6 exons.
CCUGCAAAAUGCAUAUUCAUUUGCAAUAUUGACAGUUAAAAAGAUACACAUUUUACAUAGAUUCACUGCGUAUAAAGCACUUUUAUGGAUUUGCCCUAACUAGGUAAGCUUAAACCCUCGGAUUAUAAUUCAGGGAUGUGUUAACGCAUAGAACAAUUAGGAGCUAUAUAAACCAACAUGGACAUUAAAGAAUAGCUAAGAUUCACAAAGAUCUAAGUUACCUGAAGGAGUUGGAAUGUGUGUUUUUUUUUUAUUUAUCAACAAAGAAAUUCAGAAUAGUAUAUGAUAAAUCCCUGAGUUGGUGAUACCUUGUGGGACUAAUAAUCGACUAGCAGUGUUAUGGACCCCGCGCUUAAAUAACAAUUUAUAGAUAUAGUGCCUCCCGAGUCUAGACCUGUUUGGGAUUAACCAUCAUCUGGAAAUCUCGUGUCAAUGAUUUGAAAGUCAGAUAGCUUAAGUGGAAAAUGAGCCGACCAAUAUGCGUAUACUUCAACACAAGGAAUGGAUGUAGGAAUGGAAAUCGAUGUAGAUUCGUUCACCAAAAAAUUGGCUCAUUGCAUAGACCUAAAUGUCGAUAUUAUAGGGGACCAGGCACCUGUAAAUUUUACGAUAACUGUUUUUUCCGUCAUGAAGAGUCAGAACCAGAUAUUCUCGCCACGCAAUUACAGAAUUUGGCAAUAUCAGAUCAAACGAAUGAUGAAAGAUUUGCCAAAGAGUCCGUGGUUGUUAUGGAUAUCUUUCCAAAAAUGACGAGAGAACUCGUACACGACAUUAUUAAUCCAACUGAGCUGUUUCACAUGGUACAAAACAGUUCUAUUCUGAACAGAUUUACACAGAGAGAAAAAGACAUGGUUGAUAGCCUUUUAUCUAAUGGGUACAAUGAAUGCGAUGUUGAUUUUAUUUACAAACUAGUAUGGCAAUACCUUCCGAAACCUCGUCGUGGGUGGCAAACAUUUCCGGAAAACUCCGAUUUAUCAAUAGGUGAUGAUUUACAAAGAAUCUGUUUGAGAAGCAAAUCAUUCUAUUCACGACCUCAUGUUGAAAUAUUGGGAGAAGAAUUCACCACUUGUUUCAAAGAAUUCAAAGAUGUGGCGAAGCGAAUCGAUAUUUUUUUGCAAAAACAAGCAGAUGAAACAUAUUUGUGUAAGAUUUCAAAUAUAGAAAGUAACAAGUUCGACGAAAGCUACAUAGAAAACUGUAUUGAAAAAGCUCGUAAUAUUGAAGAUAUGCAAGUCAGUAGCACGUGCAGAAGAAAUGAAACCUCUAUCAAUCUUUACAUCGGAAGAUCUGGGAGAAAGUGUAUAGAUCGUAUCUUAAAAGGAGGGUCAGGAGUGGAAAUGAUGAAUUUAAUUGUAACAGGAGUGAUUAAGGAAAAUGAAGUUGCUGAGAGGUUUUUAAAAGCGAAUUCCAGUGAAGAACUGUUCCAGACUAAAAUUGACGAUAUUCAGCCAAAUCGUGUUGUUUUGAUGAUAAAAGUCAACGGCCAAGAAUUCCAAUCUAACGACCAAUUUAUAGAGAAAAUGCUCAAAUUCUUAGUCAAUGUUUUGAUACCUGAAGAAGAGAAUGGAUUUCCAAAUUUGAUAAUUGACACCGUCAUUAUUGGUUUUGCCGAUAGAAUAACCCUAGAAAAUCCACCAUCACAGGAGGAACUUGUCAAAUAUGCGCAAAGAGCUGAGGGAUAUAACUUGUUUCUGUCCGUAAGUCUCAACAGAAAAUUCGAUUUGAAAUCUAAAGAUGAUGGUUAUUUGGACAUUUCAGAUUGUACCAUUCUAUGCAAGAAAAUGGUGUUCACGGAUAGUAAAGGAUUACUUAUUUAUGAUAAAACCAAUGACGAUAUUGAUUAUAUACCUCUGCCAGAAAAACCACGUUAUGUAACAGAAAUAGACAACGAUACUGUCGCAGUAUCAUCGGAAUGGGACUGGAAUAUCAAGAUUAUAAGUUUGACAACUAAGCAAGUAUCCAUUUCAAUAGAAACAAGCGGUUAUUGCUAUGGUGUUUCAUUUUAUGAUAACAAGCUAUAUGCCGCUUUCAAAAAUGGUAAUAAAGUUGAUGUCCAAGUUAUAGAUCGCGAUAGUAAGAAGGAAUAUCAAAGUAGAAACGUCUUACCAAUUUAUUCCGAUAGUGUACGUUAUAUAACAGUCAACAGUGGUAAGUUAUUCUACACGGCCGAAUCUAUUUUAUACUGCUGUGAUUUGAAUGGAAAAAUUCAAUGGCAGUUUUCUGAUGAAACAUAUUCAUGUUUGCUAGGUGUCACGAGUGAUGGAUAUGGAAAUGCCUUUGUGUCUUGUUUGAGUGCCCAUGCUGUCUUAUUAGUUUCAAGUGGUGGGAAAAAAUGCAGAGAAAUUCUGAAUAGGUCUAAUGGAUUGACACUUCCAAGAGGAAUUCAUUUUGCCAAACACGAAAACUUACUUCUUGUCUGUAAUAGCAUCGGUAAAGUGUCCAUAGUUGAUGCUAGAUAAUCAGGCAUUACAAAGCGUAGAUAACUCCAGAAUGUGAAGACAAUUUCAUGGUGCAGUACAAAACCAAUUGAAUACUGUGGAUUCAUGAUUAUUCGUUGGAUACCAAUUUUCGUGGAUUUCGUCGGUACAUGUGAACCACGAAUUUAAAUGUUCAACGAAUUGCUUAUGUUUUAUAGGGUUGUAUGCAGACUUUGGCAAAACCACGAAAUCAAAUAUCCACGAAAAUGCAGGUUUUUCUCAAUUCACGAAAAUUGGUACCCACGAAAAUAAAUGAAUCCACAGUAACUUGUAAAUAAUCUCAAAAGUCAAAUUUUUCCUAUAUCAAAUGCAUUAUCAUGAUGAUCCUUUACAUUUGUGGAUCAAUUUAGUACAUUUGUAAUCUAUAUAUAUAUGUUACAACACAUUAUGGAAAAUUUCAAGACUGUCUGCUCUUAAAUACCAUUCAUGAAGAAAAAAAUUAAAUCAACCGUGUAUUUUUUUAUGCGACCUUGCUUGGUCGUAUCAAUUAAACAUAUUUUUCUUAUUAGCAUUAUUCCAAGAAUUUGGUUAAGCUAUUCCAAGACUGAAGGAAAGUGGCUUUUGAUGUUUUAUAAUUUGGUAAUACAAAAUGAUGAUUAUUCAAGAAUAAGCAGCCAAAUAUACAAUUGCGGUUGCUAAUAAUUGCUUAUAUCCACUUUAUCUAAACUUCGUUGUAUAGUUGUGUCAUUGUCAAUCCUACCACAUCUUCUAAUUUUCAUUAUGUCACGUUAAUAUGAAAUCAUUAAUAUAACUUGUAUAUCAUUCCAAAAAAAGCAAGAUUUUCCUAGGUUAUACUUUCAUAUUUUGAAUAACAAAUUGCAAUAUUACAGUUUAUUUGUAAAAGUAAUUUAUAAAAUCAGGGAUUUUGUAAAAUCACUAAUAUUUCAGGGAUUUUGUAUAAUCACUAAACUGAUUUGUGGUUCUAUUAAAGCUCUGAUUUUUCCUAGAGAUUUUAAAAAUCACUGAAAUAAUUAGGAUUUUCUUUACAGAUUCCCUAAUUCAAUUUCAAGGAAUUCAAAACAAAAAAAAAUAGUUUGGAUCCUAAACUAGAAACAAGUUUGAACACAUUGAUUCUCUGUUUUUGAGUCCGUCAGCUGUAUCUAUUGGACAAUUCAAUAUGUUUUCGUCAUGCAGUUAAACUGUCUUUAAUUAGUGAUGGACAAGGUUUUUCCAAAUGUAGCUCAGUAGAUGUCAUCCAAAUUUAUCAUGCAUGUCUUUCAUUCAUAAUCAAUGUAAAAUAGUUUAAACUAAAAGUGUUUAUUUUAAAAAAAAUGUAUUUCAAAAAUCAUAGAUCUAUUCAAAAUAAAAUAAAAAACACAUUUCUAAGCGCAAGUUUGGACUUGGAAUAUGGAAUUGUACAAAUAAGCUAUUUUAUAAAAUCACUGAAACUGUUAGAAAUUUUACAAAAUCACCAAAUAUUCCAGGAAUUUUACAAAGACCCUGAUUUCACAAAUUCACUGUUAAAAUAUGUAUAUGUAUAUGUACAGGUACAUGUCUGUUUAAAAGCAUUCUGGUAAAUUGAAAUGCGAGUCUUUAUGCUAUGAAAUAUCGUACAUGCUUAGCUUAAUUCUAUAGAAAAAUUAUAUUUGAGCGUGUUAUUUUGUUUGUAACCCUCCGCAGUCUUACUUUAGUAUACCAAAAUAUGAUGAAUUUGAAUGAUUAGCAAAAAAAAGUUAUCUUCUAAUGAAGAUUGAGAACAAUUUCUGGAGAGGACUUUUGUACACUUACCAAACAUUUUUCCUGUUUUAGCAAAACAUAAUCAUGAUAGAACUGGUAUUGUUGCAGAUAUAAAGCAAAACCUAAGAUACCAAAGACGAUCUCAUUUAGCGAAAUAUAUUUGUUUGCUAUACCUCGCAAACAUAAGUCCGCAGUAGAUCUUUAAGUUGAGUUUGUAUUUCUUAUUCUCUUUAUCGGACAUUAAUAAUAAGUCAAACCCCUUAACAUCAGGGUUUCCUAAAAGGUAUCGAGGGAUUCCAGGGAAUUAGCAUCAUUAAGUGUAUUGGGACCUUUCCAGUUUUGUAGUCUUUAAAGGUUUAUCGUUCCAUUGUCCUGUAAUAAUAGUUUCAAUGCAACCAUGUGUUUGUUGAAAAUAAUUGGAUACAUCUUUCCUAAAAUGUGACCUACCGAAUUAGACUUAUAAAACUUGAUUAGGACAUAGACAGCAACACGACGGGUGCCACAUGUUGGGCAUGAUCUACCUAAAAGAGGGGCGAAAGAUACUUACUUUCCCGGCACAAAUUAAGUCACCCAAAGUUUUUGCUGUGGUUUGUGUUGCUCAGUCUUUUCCCCCAUGUUUUGUUUUGUGUUUUGUUGUUCUUUUCUUUUUAUACAAGGCAUUGUCAGUUUAUUUUCGACUUAUACGUUUGAAUGUUUCUUUGGUUUUGGUAACUGACGCUUUUCUUUUUCCGUAAACUUGAAAGUUUCAAUUUUCUGUUGCAUGGAGAGUUUACGAUAAACUUUGUCAACAGGGAACCCAAGUAAAUAUGAAAUGCAAACACAAAUUAUUUGUGUAAAUUGAAAUCAAAAUGACUGAUUUCAUUUUAUAUAAAAAAAUGUUUCUGAUUGGUUACUUAUAAUUAAGCUGAAUACUAUAUUUUUUUUAAACUCAGUGACUUUGAUCCAUUUGCACUUGAUUUAAUCACUAAUUGAACAAAUUUGUAAUAAACGUUUGGAAAAAAGACUUUCUUGUUAUGUGUUUGAAUAAUGAUAAACAUUGUAAAAUUU